Triticum aestivum (bread wheat) is the source of this 2319-nucleotide messenger RNA. Its product is annotated as putative pentatricopeptide repeat-containing protein At1g03510. The record is from RefSeq and is a predicted model, not a curated record. NCBI's taxonomy places the organism in Eukaryota, Viridiplantae, Streptophyta, Magnoliopsida, Poales, Poaceae. The coding region runs from base 168 to 1490 and encodes 440 amino acids. The transcript is spliced from 2 exons. Gene Ontology annotation, biological process: RNA modification. Gene Ontology annotation, molecular function: RNA binding; protein binding.
AGGAAUCCUAAAGUUGCUCCAAAAUUCCUUCGAAAAUCUUUUGAAUGAAAGAGCCCUAAAGUUGCUCGUUCAAACCAAAUUCAAAUUCCCAAAGGUUUUUAAGCCACAGUUUUUGAGGCAUCGUCGGCAAGCUUGGGCCCUCCUCCGCUCGAAGACCCAACGGAGCGAUGGACUCCCGCCACCAGCGGCUGGCGACACUGACCAAGGCCCUGACCGCGCACGUCAACGCCGGCCGCCACGGCGAAGCGCUCGCCUUCUUCGCCCGCAUGGCCGCCGACCCGGCGCUCCCGCCGCUCGCCGACCCGUCCUUCGCGUACGCCCUCCCGCUCGCGCUCAAGUCCGCCGCCGCGCUCCGCCUGCCCUCCUCCUCCGCCGCCGCCCCCAUCCACGCCCUCGCGCGCAAGUGCAGCGGCCUCCUCAGCAACCCGUUCGUCGCCUCCGCGCUCGUCACCUCCUACGGUGCAUGCGCCGGCUCCUCCCCUGAGGCCGCGCGCAGCCUGUUCGACGAAUUGCCCGGCCGAACCGCCGUCGUCUGGAGCGCCAUGAUCUCCGUCUACAUCCGGUCUGGGGACGUCUCCGCUGCCGCGCAGGCGCUCGGCGAGAUGGACGUCACGCCCACCGCUUCCUGCUUCAACUCCGUGAUCGCGGCCGUGGUCGAGUCCGGGGAGCGUCCGGCUCGGGCCGUCGAGCUCUACCGGCAGAUGCAGGGUAUGGGCGUCAAGCCCUCGCUCAUCACCCUGCUGGCGCUCGUCCCCGUGUGCACGGCCCUUGGCGCUCUGAGUUCGGUCAGGGAGGUGCACGGCUUCGCGGCACGGCACGGCAUGUUCUCGAGCUGCCAUCUCGGCAGCUCCCUCGUCGAGGCGUACGGGCGGUGCGGCUCUUUGGUCGGCGCGCAGAGGGUUUUUGACCUGGUGAACGAGCGUGACGUGGUUGUCUGGAGCUCCAUGGUGUCGGCGUACGCGUUCCAUGGCCAUGGAGACGUCGCGAUGUCGCUUUUCAGGCGUAUGGAGCUGGAGAAGGUCCGGCCUGAUGGCAUCAUGUUCCUCGGCGUGUUGAAGGCCUGCGGCCAUGCUGGUCGCGCAGAUGACGCUUUGAAGUAUUUCGAUGUGUUAACCAAGACAUAUGGAGUGGAAGCAUGCGGAGAUCAUUAUUCGUGCUUGGUUGAUGUCUUGGGACGGGCAGGGAGGUUGCAUCAGGCCUAUGAUGUUAUCCGGACGAUGCCGGUUAGAGUUACCGCAAAGGCCUGGGGUGCUCUCCUUGCUGCUUGCAGGAAGUAUGGGGAGGUGGGGCUGGCAGAAGUUGCAGCGAGAGCGUUGUUUGAGAUUGAACCAGAGAAUGCAGGGAACUUUAUUUCGCUUGCCAAUAUCUAUUCGGGCUUGGGUAUGCAUGAGGAGGCACAGCGGGUGAGAAGGGACAUGGAGCAACGAGGCUUGCAGAGCUCACCUGGAAGCAGUUGGACGAUACACCGCAAGUCAAGUGAACUUGUCUGAAGGAGGAGGUUGACAUUUGGGAAAUUUCAAGUUUAUUCGGAUACACAAUUUCUGUGCCCAUGAUAAUGUAAGCGGGAUAUGCCAAUAUCUCUUUCUUUUUGGAGGGUCUAUUGAGUAGAACACCACUACUUUUAGUUAAUAGCAUCUGGAAAAUAUUUAAUUGUACCAGAGCCCUAACCCUAAAUCUAUCAGAAUAUGCUGCAUCUCAACCUGAACUGAUUGUAAAUGCAGCAGACACUUUUCUGUGGCUUAAUUCUUAGCUGGAAAUCCUGCAUAAACAUCAAAUUUCCUUCUUGGAAUGUUGGAAAGAAGCGAUGACCCUGUUAGAAGUCAUGUCUAUUAUCAAAGUUCAGUUCUAGCCUGAUCUUAUUACCAUCUUAUUUACACAUUUCCUACUUCAGUUUUUUGUGUCAUUUUCAAUCUGACACUGCAUGAAUUUAUAUUCUUGAAAUAUAAUCAUAAACUUUGUGCUAUCAGUAAAAAAAAAACUUUUAUCGAUGUUAUACAGUACAUUUUCUUCCUGCCAACAGCAUUUCCAUCAGCAUACAUUGGAAUUCAAGUUCAAAGGACUGCAGAGGAAACAUAACUCUAUAUAUAAUGUUUCUUACUUUUACAAGUUUUUCAGCAAAGCAGUAGGCAUUUGCAACUAUCAUCUAAUGCCACUCUGCUAAUGCACAUAGCUGUCCACAAUCCCGUUGCUGUCAGUGGAUAUUAACUUCACUGAUGUUAAUUACAUCCGUGUACUGAACUCAUUGUGAUUCUUUAUUCUGAAGCUAAACUAAUAUAUCUUAUGUCAGUUUCUACGGACCAAGGAACUAUCUUUAGCUUU